Messenger RNA from Fibroporia radiculosa, 816 nucleotides. RefSeq lists its product as uncharacterized. Lineage: Eukaryota; Fungi; Basidiomycota; Agaricomycetes; Polyporales; Fibroporiaceae. Bases 1 to 816 code for a protein of 271 amino acids. The transcript is spliced from 4 exons. The record is from RefSeq and is a predicted model, not a curated record.
AUGAGACCUGUGGUCUCUUAUGACGAUAUCACAGCGCCGCAACAAAUCACAUCUCAGAUAGGCCCACAAGCACCUGUUAACGCGCCUCCCUCUAAAAAGCGGAAACCCAAUCACAGCCUCUUCAAUACACGGCCGCAGAAGCAGUUCCAGCACUGGGAUGAUCCUGGAAGCCAUGCCCCGCAAAUGAUAUACGACGAUAUCUCGACUAUCCAUGCGGAAGACCUUGUUGAAGGCGGAGAAGAGGAAGGCGAGACUGUUGAGGAUGAGAGCAGGGAAUUGACGCAUCAGGAGAUCUGGGAUGACUCUGCACUUGCUCUCAAUGGUCCCGGAAGUGACUGGAAGAACGAGGCCGUGCAACCUGCAAAGCGAUCACCGUUGUGGUACAACAUACCGCCUCUUAUGUCAGAAUCAAAAGCGACGACCAAGGCAACGAAUAAUGCGAAUUUAGCCUUCGUCAACGGCUCCAACUCGCAAUCCGGUCAAGAUGGCAAAGGGGAUGAUUCUAUCCCACUCAACUUCGAUACUUUUGUCCCGACUCACGAUGCUUCACUCAGCUCCGCGGUCCCGCUGCAACCUUUUUCUAUUCCUGGACCUGAUUCUGCGUCGUUUCACGUUCCAGGUACUACAGGCCCAAUAGUUAACCAGGACGAGGCGUUUUCGCGCGCCCUGACGGCAAUGUAUUGGGGUGGUUAUUACACUGCCGUAUAUCAUUACCAUAGGAAUUUGAAUGCUAGCGAAAAUGCUGAGGAAGAGGACGAUUGUGUUGAGCAAGGUGAGGCUGAGCAAGAUGAGGAUAUGAUGCCUGCCCAACGGUAG